Messenger RNA from Melopsittacus undulatus (budgerigar), 540 nucleotides. It is a transcript of the gene GKN2, whose product is annotated as gastrokine 2. Lineage: Eukaryota; Metazoa; Chordata; Aves; Psittaciformes; Psittaculidae. Gene Ontology annotation, biological process: regulation of cell population proliferation. The transcript is spliced from 6 exons. Bases 1 to 540 code for a protein of 179 amino acids. The record is from RefSeq and is a predicted model, not a curated record.
AUGCGGUUGGCUGCAGUCCUCGUCUUGCUGGGAGUCUUCUGGACUCAGGCUUCAGCACUGGACACCUAUAGCCUGCGAGAACCUGAGAGUGGCUAUGUCACUGGGACGAUGACUGUCGACAAUGAGAACAAGAUUGCUGAUGUCCAUGUCCGUUCUGGCUUGUACUCCUCUGAUACCAUUUUUGACUACUCACGUGGAUACAUUGCAACAAGGCUGUUCUCACGGAAUGCCUGCUUCAUCAUGAAGAUGAACAGGGAAGAAAUCCCAGAGCUGGAAGAAAUGGGACGUCAGGCCUUUGAGAGACAGGCUAUGAAAAAAGUCUACUCUCCAUACAACGUGUGGGUACAGUUCCAACCUGGCAAUUCCAUGUUUGGCCGUGCCAGAGACUGGCUUGUCUAUGGUCGGCCCAUUGAGCAGCUCUGCUCAGGUCUGCCUCUCUACCAGCUUGAAAGUACCAGUGCACGAGCGGAUGACAAUGGCUGUGCCAGUGCUGGAAUUCCAAGCAUCCUGGGCAUGAAAAUCUGUGAAAGAAUGAACUAG